Dimorphilus gyrociliatus is the source of this 3248-nucleotide messenger RNA. Lineage: Eukaryota; Metazoa; Annelida; Polychaeta; Dinophilidae. The record is from the annotation of a GenBank genome assembly.
GGACAAUUUGAGGCGCCACCUCUGUUUACUCUAUUAUCUGAAACCGCAAACAUUAUUCUGGCAUAAUUAGAUUAUAUCCAUCUAAUUUAUCAGAAUUUGGACUAAUUUAGUAUAUUUCUUCAACCAAAUAUACUUUCAUAUAAUAAUUCUUUUGAAAUAGUGCAAAAAUAAACCAAACAACUACAACUUCCCCAUUUUGAACGAUAAUUCAACGUUGAUAACUAUAAGUGGUAGAUGGCGCUGAAAAGAGCAUCUCCGAAUUUUUGACCAAAAAGCGUCACUCUGAUCGAUUUGUAAACCUGCUUUACUCCAAAAACUACUAUUGAUUGUAUAAACUAUGUCGAAAGAAGAUUUGGCAGCUAUAGUAAAUAGCCUGUUAGGAGGAAAAAAUUCUUCGGGUCAACUCUUAAAGUUAGUUGGAUAUGUUACAAAUGAAGAUACGAAAAGCCAAAGUAUUGAUUACAUUUUGUCCAGUGAAGUUCUAAAAGAAUGUCGAUUAAUCUUUGAUACUAGAGAUCGGGAUGGAAAGCUACAAUGUGCUGAAUUAAUAGCAGAAAUUGCUAAAAUUGAAAAAGGUCGUUUAGCAUGCUUAGAGUCAAAUCUUGUUCCUGGCUUAAUGUCAUUAUUGCGAUUUGGAAAAUGUGAAGAAGUUAUUGAAGCGUGUAGAGCUCUGGGAAAUAUGUGCUUCGAUUGCGAGAAAGCAAGAAGAAUUAUAGAUGAAAAUGAAGGAAUUGCAGCACUUUUGGGAAUUCUUAGAGAAAAUCUGUGUUCUAGAUAUGAAACAAGUGAUAAAUUACGUACUGUUGCUUUGGGUUUUUUGCUAAAUUUAACAAAUGAUAAUGAUAUCGAAUUAUCGGAAUGUAAUAUCAAUAAACCGGUUGAAUUCGGUAAAGACAAUUCAAAUGUUUCUUUCAAGCAAAUGUCUGUCAAUAUACAAUUUAACGCCAGCGUCGACCAUGAGAGUAUUCAAGAGAAAGUUUGCUGUUUGGGUGCUAUUGAUAUUCUUCAAGAUUACCUAAAUGAAAUAAAAGAUGAAUCUACGUUAAGAAUGCUUUUAAACGUUAUCACCGGCCUUGUCGAUACAGAUAUGUGUCGUGAUGCCAUUUUAAAAAGGGAUUUCAUAAAAAUGUCAUCGGAGCUCCUUACUAAGAAAGAUGUAGAUCCAGAAAUAAUUUUAGAAUUUUUAUCAUCUCUGUGUAAUUCAUCGGAUGAUGCUAAAUUACAGUUAGCUAUGCAUUGCAAAAAUCUCCUUAGCGUUCUAGAGAGAUACAGUACUAAUGAAGAAGAUAUUGAUAUAUUAAAAAGCGUAACAGAUUUGAUCGUUUUAUUAUUUGCCGGCGAGAAGAGUUUAAAAGAAGUAUAUAAGAAUGGUGAGGGAACUCUAUACAGAGAAGCUAUAAAAUGGUUACAAAGCGAUGUGGAACAAUUGCAGUGUUGCGGCGUCUUAGUAAUUGGGAAUGUUGCAACAAAUGGUGACUUCGAUUUUCUAUCUUUUUUUCUUCUCCUCAUUAAUUUUUCUCUGUUGUUUCGUCUUUUUUCCAAAAUAUCAAAUGUACUUUUCUUAAGGAUAAAGGGAAGAUUUGAAAUAGAACCUAAUCUAUUAAUUAUUUUCAUUAAAUAGAUGAACAAAGUAUAAGUCUAGUGAAACAAGGAGUCGUAUCAAAGUUAUUAAACCUAUUGCUACCCGAUCCACAAAAGAUAUCUGACGAUCUUCAACACGCAAUCUUUAGUACUUUGAGAAAUUUAUCAGUUCCAGUUGAAAAUAAACAAGCUCUCAUCAAUGCUGGUUUAUUAAAAGUAGCCCUACAGUUCUAUGAUUCGAACCUCUACGUUGUUCAAUUCAAACUGAUUGCAAUGAUAAGAUUAUUAAUUGAUGGACAGAGUGAGGCAUCAAGUUUUCUUAUAAAGAAUGUUGAUUUCACAAAGAAAAUCAUUUCGUUGACGGACGUCCAAACUCAUUCUGGAGUACAGGCUGAGAGCUCUAGGCUUUUAGCAAGAUUAAUUAAAAAUUCUAAAGAUGUCGAAAGUUUAAGUAUCAUUUUGGAAAAUGAUGGAUUAAAGCCUUUAGAGAAUAUGAUGAUAUGUGAACAUGAUGUCAUGAAAAAUGAAGCUCUAAUGGCCAUUAUUAUACUUGCAAACGUUCUUAAGAAUAACAUAGGUGAUAAAAUUGACAAAUCAAAUAUUAUGGAAGGUCUAAAAACGCUCUUUGACGAGAAGGAAUCUUUAUAUAUUAUUCUCAAUGGCCUAACAUUGCUUAAUUCUAUAUUAUCCCACGACAAACUGAAAUCUAAGGCAAAGAGUCUAGACAUUGAAAAUUCCAUCAAGAGCCUUCCAUUUCAAGGGGAUGAGCAGUUUAAAGUAUCUUCUAACGUAGCAUAUUCUCUUCUAAAGUAGUUUUCUUUCUAUUUAUUCCAUUUGCAUUGUCUUCUGUUAUAUAUAUUUAUAUAUAGAUUUGUGCAUUGCAAUUUAUUUCCUUUUAGUUUCUAUGCAUAUAAUUCAUGUUUCUUCUGCUUUAAGAGCUUACAUAAGACAUCUCUUGUUAUUGUUCUUUUUGUUAUAAUUAUUCAAAGGGUUUUUUAUUAAUAAAACUGUAUUUUAUAUUCCAAAUUCACUCAUUAAUUGCUCUUCAUCUCUUGCUAUAUCUCUCUCUCUCUUUGAGUCUUUUAAGGCUAAUUGUAGGCUUAAUCCUAAUACAAAACUACUGACUUAUAGGAAUUGAUUUACAUCUUAGAUCAAAUCGACAACGGCUGUAAAUUAGUAUGAGGCACCAAGGUCUACCCUUGACGUUUGUCGUUAUCUUUCUUCAUUUAUUCUUUGAGAGUCUGACCCCUCUAUUAGAGAGGAGAAGUCUCUUGAAGGAAAGGAUAUACAAUUCAUGAACAAAUUGCAGGCAACAACCACUUUCAUUGUAAUUGACUUGUCCUUUUUUAUUUAUAAGAAGGAGACAGUUUUAACUAAUUCUUUUCUGUUUUUAAUACGAUAUAAGUCAUGGUGAAAAGAGGGCUUUCAAUCAAAAUGACCAAGACUUUUAUCCUAUUUUCGUAUAAAUCUAUGAAUACUAUCCGCCGGUAAAAUUCUUUCCUUAUAAAGAAAUUUUCUAAGCACAAUUCGAUAUUAACAAAAUAUUUUCGUACAAAGAGAAGUGAAUAAAGGAUAAAUUUUCCGUUAAUUAGAUUAAAGAAGGUAGGCUGUCUGUAUAUUUAAAUAUAUUAGAUGCACAACAAAGCAGCAGAUAGAAAGGAAAGCAG